CCCCUUCUUCUCUCCUCUCCCUCCAUAGCUCUCUCUCUAUCUCCCCCCACUCUGUAUUGAGUUCACUGACUUUUGCCUGGCACUCAGCCUCCCACCCCCUUCUUGGCAGCUGGUGGCUGCCCUGGGCCUAAAGUCCUCAAGACUUGAGUUCAAAUGUGGCCUCAGACACUUAUCAUCCUGAUGACCCUGAGCAAGUCAUUUCACCUUUUCUGUCUCCAUCACAUAAGAGCACCUACCUCCGAGGGUGGUUGUGAGGACCCAAUGAGCUAACGUUUGUAAAGCCUGGCAUACAGCAGGUAUGGACCCCCAACCCCCUCCGCCAGCCCCAGGUGCCUCUCCUCGGGGUCGGGGCCGGGGUCGGGGCCGAGGCCGGGGCCGGGGCCGGGGCCGAGGCGGUGGUGCAGCUCCCAGGGCCCCCCUGCCCUGUCCCACCUGUGGUCGCCUGUUCCGCUUCCCCUACUACUUGUCCCGCCACCGGCUCAGCCACUCGGGCCUGCGCCCCCAUGCCUGCCCCCUGUGCCCUAAAGCCUUCCGCCGGCCGGCCCACCUGGCCCGGCACCUGCGGGGCCACGGCCCUCAGCCACCUCUGCGCUGUGCGGCCUGUCCGCGCACUUUCCCGGAGCCGGCUCAGCUGCAGCUCCAUCUGGCCCAGGAGCACGGUGGCGGUGGGGAGCCAGUGGGGGCCGCGGUGCCGGGGAGCCAGGAGCCCGUGGUGGAGCCGACCCCGGCCUCAGGGCCUGUGGAGGGUGCUCAGGAGGAAGAGGCUGAGCUGGCGCGGGCAGCGGCCGGCCGUGGGGAAGAGAAGGAGGUCCUGCUGCAGGCCGACUGGACCCUUCUGUGUCUGCGCUGCCGAGAGGCCUUCCCCACCAAGGGGGAGCUGAAGGCCCACCCGUGCCUGCGGAGCUCGGGGGGCCGGGCGGGCCCCGAUGGGGAGCCGGGGCCCCCUCCACGGCCCAAGCGCCACCAGUGUCCCGUGUGCCUCAAGGCGUUCGCCAGGCCCUGGUCACUGUCCCGUCACCGGCUCGUCCACUCCCCAGACCGGCCGUUCGCUUGUCCAGACUGCGGCCUGGCCUUUCGCCUGGCCUCCUACCUCCGGCAGCACCGGAGGGUCCACGGAGCCCUGAGCCUGCUGGCGCCGGCCCCUUCUAGGGCUGACAAGGAGGAGAGGGCUGUGGGCGGCGCCUCCAAGGGAUGGAACUUUGCCAAGGGGGCAGAAUCCCAGGGGCAGAAUGGAGAGGAUGGGGGCGGCCCAGAAGGAGAGCGGGCCUCGGGUCCCGGGCCCGGGGACGAGCCGCCGCCGCCCCCUCCACCACCCGUGGAGCCCCGUUUCCGAUGCCCAGAGUGCGGCAAAGGCUUCCGGCGGCGGGCCCACCUCCGCCAGCACGGCGUCACCCACUCCGGAGCCCGGCCCUUCCAGUGUGUCCGCUGCCAGCGGGAGUUCAAGCGACUAGCAGACCUGGCCCGCCACGCCCAGGUGCACGCCGGGGGCCCUGCCCCACACCCCUGCCCCCGGUGCCCCCGCCGCUUCUCCAGGGCCUAUAGCCUCUUGCGGCAUCAGCGGUGUCACCGGGCCGAGAUGGAAGGAGCCAUGAGCAGGGCAGCGGCCCCUGUGGAGGAUCCAGCCCCGGCUCAGGUGGAGCCGGUGGAGGCCCCCCCUUCUCCUCCCUCCCCCUCUCGGACCCCUCCGCCAGCCCCUGCAUACCUCAGCGCCUCCUGCUUUGACAGUCAGGACCACUCAGCCUUUGACCUGGAGGAGGAGGAAGAGGGGGGCCCAGGGGGGGCAGGGAGGGUGACCUCCUGACCCUCAGAAGCCCCAAACUUGUUUUCUGGCCACCCCGACCCACCCUGGCCCCCCUCUGAAAUGAAACCCACCCUUUAGGUUCCAACAGCGGAAGAAAGAGCGAGGUUGAGGUGGGGGUGUCUCCCUGGGGAGAACCCCAACACCCUCCCCCUCCCUUGCAGGAUAGAUCCCCUACCCCACAUUCACCCGGAGUCCCCCCCCUCUUGCCACCACCAGGAUGACAGGUUGGGUCCACAUUCCAGCCGCAGUAAAUUAUGGGGAAAUGUGAAUCUUCUGGUUCCCAGGGGGUCUGCCCCCCCUGCUGGCCUCCUCGCGCCCCUCUGCCCCGCUUCUGGUGCCUGAUCCUUCCAGGCUGCUUGUCUGCAGAGACAAGGGGGUCCCAAGGUAUGGGCUGGGGGUGGAUGUGGCUGUUCCCUGUUCCCCUUGUCUGUCUAUGAAUAAAUACGACUGUGGAGCCCAGA
Molecule: messenger RNA, 2262 nt
Organism: Dromiciops gliroides (monito del monte)
Lineage: Eukaryota; Metazoa; Chordata; Mammalia; Microbiotheria; Microbiotheriidae
Gene: ZNF579
Product: zinc finger protein 579
Exons: 2
Coding region: 299-1801 (500 amino acids)
Source: RefSeq, a predicted model, not a curated record